Tachyglossus aculeatus (Australian echidna) is the source of this 1198-nucleotide messenger RNA. It is a transcript of the gene SH3BP5L, whose product is annotated as SH3 binding domain protein 5 like. NCBI's taxonomy places the organism in Eukaryota, Metazoa, Chordata, Mammalia, Monotremata, Tachyglossidae. Bases 44 to 1168 code for a protein of 374 amino acids. Gene Ontology annotation, cellular component: cytoplasm. The record is from RefSeq and is a predicted model, not a curated record. The transcript is spliced from 6 exons. Gene Ontology annotation, biological process: negative regulation of protein tyrosine kinase activity; intracellular signal transduction. Gene Ontology annotation, molecular function: protein kinase inhibitor activity.
CGGCGGGCCCGCCGGCAUGCCUCGCGCCUAGGGCCCGGGCGGCAUGGACGAGCCCCGGCAGGGCCCCGGGGGCCGGGAGACCCCGCCGGGGCAGCUGCAGACCCCCGGGGCCGGGGAGCCGGGGACCCCCGGCCCCCAGGACGCCGCCGGGCCAGGGCCGGGAGCCGCGGGGGGCGGCGAGGGCAAGCCGUCCCCCGCCGGGCAGGAGGAGGAAGAGGAGCUGGACCCCAGGAUUCAGGAGGAGCUGGAGCAUCUGAACCAGGCCAGCGAGGAGAUAAACCAGGUGGAGCUGCAGCUGGACGAGGCCCGCACGACGUACCGGCGGAUCCUGUCGGAGUCGGCCCGGAAGCUGAACGCGCAGGGCUCGCACCUGGGCAGCUGCAUCGAGAAGGCCAGGCCCUACUACGAGGCCCGCCGGCUGGCCAAGGAGGCUCAGCAGGAGACCCAGAAGGCGGCCCUGCGCUACGAACGGGCCGUCAGCAUGCACAACGCCGCCCGCGAGAUGGUCUUCGUCGCCGAGCAGGGCGUCAUGGCCGACAAGAACCGCCUGGACCCCACCUGGCAGGAGAUGCUCAACCACGCCACCUGCAAGGUGAACGAGGCGGAGGAGGAGCGGCUGCGGGGCGAGCGGGAGCACCAGCGGGUGACGCGGCUGUGCCAGCAGGCCGAGGCCCGGGUCCAGGCCCUGCAGAAGGCGCUGAGGCGGCCCAUCGCCAAGAGCCGCCCCUACUUCGAGCUCAAGGCCCAGUUCAACCACGUCCUCGAGGAGCACAAGGCCCAGGUGACGGGCCUGGAGCAGCAGGUGGCCCAGGCUAAGACUCGCUACUCGGUGGCCCUGCGGAACCUGGAGCAGAUCAGCGAGCAGAUCCACGCCCGGCGGCGGGGCCCCCUGGCCCCCCGGGGAUCCCGGCGCACGUCCCCCGUGGGGGCGGAGGCCGCGGGGGCCGCGGGGGCCGCGGGGGCCGGCCCCGCCGCCGACACCCUGAGCCAGCUGAGCCUGCGCACCGUGGCCUCCGACCUGCAGAAGUGCGAUUCCGUGGAGCAUCUCAGGGGCCUGGCGGAGCGCGCCAGCCUGGACGGGCGCCAGCUCAGCCCCGGGGGCCGCGCCGGCCGCGAGGACGCCGGGGGGCAGGGGGCUGCCCGCCACCAGCGCAGCCUCAGCCUCUAGUCCUCCUCUUCCCACCUCUUCCCCCCCUUC